Acanthopagrus latus (yellowfin seabream) is the source of this 1068-nucleotide messenger RNA. It is a transcript of the gene ndufaf4, whose product is annotated as NADH:ubiquinone oxidoreductase complex assembly factor 4. Gene Ontology annotation, cellular component: mitochondrion. Gene Ontology annotation, biological process: mitochondrial respiratory chain complex I assembly. The record is from RefSeq and is a predicted model, not a curated record. The coding region runs from base 138 to 815 and encodes 225 amino acids. The transcript has 3 exons. NCBI's taxonomy places the organism in Eukaryota, Metazoa, Chordata, Actinopteri, Spariformes, Sparidae.
GUGUGACACUUCUCAUACAAGACCUAAUUCAUAGUAACUAGUUUCCGCAUGAUUUGUUUCCAUAAAUGAAAUGUGUUUCCAUCAGAGACAAACAAAAAUUGAUUGUUCUCUAAUCUUGUAAAGCAAAGAACUGACGAAUGUUCUUUCAUUCUUCCAACCACAUGGUGUCGCUGCUCAUUUUAUAUUCGCCUUUUUAUUAUGGAAUGGACCUGCUCGCUCACCGUCGACACUUUGAACAAACUUUAUUGUCAGUGUCUGUGUUUGGCAUCGUUUCGAACAUGGGGGCACGCGUAGCUCGUCUGUUCAGAAAUUUCAACCUAGAAAACAGAGUACACCGAGAAAUCUCCAAGGAAAAGCCGCGAGCAGCACCCCGACACGAGCACCCCGGCCUGCCCUCCGCCGGCAGCUCUGAAGAAGUGGACCCAGUGAACCAGAAGAGCGACCCUCUGCUGGCAAACCUCCAGUCUGUGUUCGUGCAGUCUACAGACCCAGCAGCAGCAGCAGCAGAGGCAUCAAAAACAGAGGCGGUGAGCAAAGAAAUGGUGCGACGGCCAUUGAAAUAUAGUUUACCAGUGCACGGGUAUGGCCUGGUGGAGCUCACAGACGUUCCUAAAGGCAAACUGACCAUCACUGAGGCUCUGAAGGCCCUGGGCAGUCACCAGCAGCAGCCUCAGACAUGGACGCCAGAAAAGAUUGCUCAGGAUUAUUCUCUGGACUUGAAAGACACAAAAGCUCUUCUGGAGUUCUUCAUCCCGUUCCAGAUUCAGGUCAUACCACCCAAGACGGACAGUGCCAAGCAGAUCAAGGCUUCUUAAGACUGAACUGUUGGAAAGUGAUAGAUGAUAGACAAAAUUUGACCUGAUAUAUUUAUGUAUGUCAAUAAAAUGCAUUUGGAGUGUGACCAGAUGGAACUAAGAAGGCAAAGUUUUCAAGCCUGGGGUUUGAACCUUAUGUGGGGCUGUUUUAUGUAGAUGGAGUCAGGGGAUAUCAUUAAGCUUAAUGUAUUGAUACUCAUUAGGAAAAAUGAAUAUAACAAAAUGAAUAAAUCAGUUGAAAUAUUAAUCUUAA